UUUUUCAUUACGCUUUCCUCUUCUACGUCCCCUGCAUUAGUUGUUCUUAAAAGCAUCUGGUUCCUAGGAACUUCAAAGAAAUCAUAAUCAAAGCUCUCUGCAAAUGGAAAUAAUUGAAGAGUAUUCGAAGGAAGACCAGUGCACAGUGAUUAUCUGACACGUAUUUUUUUUUAUCUCCGACCAUUUGUAUUCCAUCAUUAUUAUAAGGAGGAGAAUUUGGAGCAGCGAGAAAUCCGAAGGUUUUAAAGUUUCGAGGAUGGCUGUGCAGUAUGAAUGCUGCACGUCGAUGUUCUGGAUUUAUGUGCUGAUAUGUUUUUUGCUGGUGCUUUUUGCUGGAAUGAUGUCCGGGCUGACGCUCGGCCUUAUGUCGCUCAGUUUGGUGGAUUUGGAGGUGCUGCUCAAGUCUGGACAGCCGCAGGAUCGCAAGCAAGCAGCUAAAAUUAUGCCUGUGGUGAAAAAACAACAUUUAUUGUUGUGUACGCUUCUGAUAUGCAACGCUCUUUCUAUGGAGGCACUCCCUAUUUUCUUGGAUGGCCUACUGCCAGCGUGGGGUGCUGUUUUAAUAUCCGUGACUCUUAUUCUCUUAUUUGGAGAGAUUAUACCUCAAUCCAUUUGUUCUCGAUACGGUUUGGCAGUUGGUGCUACAAUGGCACCUGUGGUUCGUGUACUUGUUUGGAUCUGCUUUCCAGUUGCAUGGCCAAUUAGUAAGCUCUUGGAUUUCUUGUUGGGCAAAGGACAUGCUGCUCUCUUUCACAGGGCUGAGUUGAAAACAUUGGUGGAUUUUCAUGGAAAUGAGGCAGGAAAAGGUGGAGAACUGACACAUGAUGAAACAACAAUUAUUGCUGGGGCAUUGGAAUUAACAGAAAAAACUGCAGAAGAUGCAAUGACACCAAUUUCAGAAAUAUUUGCUAUUGAUGUCAAUGCAAAACUCGAUAAGGAACUGAUGAUAUUAAUACUACAAAAAGGACAUAGCAGAGUGCCUCUAUAUUAUGAACAACCUACAAAUAUAAUUGGUUUGGUGUUGGUAAAGAAUUUGUUGUCAAUACACCCAGGAGAGGAAGUACCUGUGAAGAAUGUAACCAUCCGAAAGAUUCCUCGUUUUGAGGUUGCAGUGGAUGCGUUUACUCCUCUCGGUGCUUCAGGGUUUUAUAUGAUGUAG
Messenger RNA from Cryptomeria japonica (Japanese cedar), 1159 nucleotides. RefSeq names its product DUF21 domain-containing protein At4g33700. Lineage: Eukaryota; Viridiplantae; Streptophyta; Pinopsida; Cupressales; Cupressaceae. The record is from RefSeq and is a predicted model, not a curated record. The coding region runs from base 257 to 1159 and encodes 300 amino acids. The transcript has 9 exons. Gene Ontology annotation, cellular component: intracellular membrane-bounded organelle. Gene Ontology annotation, biological process: magnesium ion homeostasis.